Molecule: messenger RNA, 930 nt
Organism: Erpetoichthys calabaricus (reedfish)
Lineage: Eukaryota; Metazoa; Chordata; Cladistia; Polypteriformes; Polypteridae
Product: olfactory receptor 1468-like
Exons: 1
Coding region: 1-930 (309 amino acids)
Biological process (GO): G protein-coupled receptor signaling pathway
Cellular component (GO): membrane
Molecular function (GO): olfactory receptor activity; G protein-coupled receptor activity
Source: RefSeq, a predicted model, not a curated record
AUGAGUAAUACCACCAUCAUCGUCUCAGAAUUUCUACUGGAAUGUGCCAUUGAAUCAAACCAGAAGACCAUUACGAUUUCUCUUCUCACAUUCAUCUACUUCUUAUCCACGUUUGGAAAUCUUCUGGUGAUUGUGGUUAUAAUCCUGAAACCUCAUCUCCAUGCUCCAAUGUACAUUUACAUCGGCACCUUGGCAGUGAUAGACCUAGCAAACAGCUCAAUUCUCAUCCCAAAGAUGCUGUCUGUCCUUCUGCUCGGCUCUCCAGGGGUUCCUUAUGCAGCCUGUGUAUUGCAGAUGUUUCUAAUUGGUCACGUUGAGGAGAUGGAGUCCUUCCUUCUAGCUUUCAUGGCUGUUGAUCGCUACAUAGCUGUUAUUUACCCUUUGCAAUACGCUUCAAUCAUUACUAAUAAAAAAAUUGGCAUGGGUAUCUUAGUGUCAAAUAUUUGUGGCAUAAUUUUCAUCUCUCCUAUGCUCAUUUUUAUUGGUGAGCUUUCUUUUUGUCGCACCAAUAUCAUUCCUUUCUGUUUUUGCGACUAUAGUACAAUGGUCCGUAUAUCAUGUAAUGAAGAUCCUAAAUACUUAUCAACCAUGUCGGCUUCUGUGGUUACCACCGGUGUCUUCCCAAUCGCGUUAAUUCUCCUCUCCUAUAGUCGUGUUACUAUAGAAGCCAUGAGGAUUUCUUCAGAAGGUGGGAAAAGUAAGAUUUUCAACACUUGUGCCACCCACCUGCUUGUGGUCGGACUCUUUUAUGGUCCAAUUUCAUUGGCUUUUAUAUUGCCUAGUGCGGGAGUGAAGAUGACAACAGAAACUUACAAUUUUAUGUUUAUUUUUGGAAAUGUACUACCUCCUAUGAUGAACCCCAUUAUCUAUAGUUUCAGGAAUAAAGAAAUAAAAAAAGGAAUUCAUGGACUAUUUACUUUCAAAAGGUAA